AGACUUUCCUUCCUACUGAAGAGGUCACCGCCCGUAUGCUGGAUGUGGUGAAGAAAUUCGAUGCUGUCGAUCCUACUCGUGUGACUCCCACGGCUCAUUUCCAGAACGAUUUGAAGCUGGAUUCUCUGAACGUUGUAGAGUUGAUUAUGGCCAUUGAAGAUGAAUUCGCUCUCGAGAUUGCUGAUGACGUCGCCGAGAAGAUCCAUACUGUCGGAGAUGCCAUCAAAUUCGUUAGUGAACAUCCCUUCUCUAAGUAA
Messenger RNA from Blastocystis hominis, 257 nucleotides. RefSeq lists its product as hypothetical. Gene Ontology annotation, cellular component: mitochondrion. The record is from RefSeq and is a predicted model, not a curated record. Bases 36 to 257 code for a protein of 73 amino acids. The transcript has 2 exons. Gene Ontology annotation, molecular function: acyl carrier activity; acyl binding. Gene Ontology annotation, biological process: fatty acid biosynthetic process. NCBI's taxonomy places the organism in Eukaryota, Bigyra, Opalinata, Blastocystidae.